AUGCGAACAAGGGCGAUCGAGCCAUGUGCUUGCAUCGGCCUCUGUCAGAUGGCGCGGCGCAAGAUCAGCCGCGUGUUCUGCUCGGGCCGGUUGUUGGGGAGGACCCACCUCCUGCGUUUCCAGACGGCUCGAAACUGCGUUACUGCCACCACAGCGAACAUCCUCCUAGAGGUGGACCGCGACAUGCAGGUGGUUUGCUUUGCGACGGCGCACGGCGGAACCGGCCAUUUAGUACAAGAGAGCUUGCAGCUCUUUGCCGAGGAUCCCGUGGUUGUUCGCUUGCGCGGCCUCUCCCCGCUGUCCACGUAUAGCAUAACUUGGUCUCCGAAUCUGCUCUUCAACACUCAAGGCUCCUCUAGCACAAUGACCAUGCCGCGGAAAUGUGUGGUGAGAACGCUGCCGGAGGACAAAGAUUUCCAACACCUGCAGCUUAUCGCCGUGAGCUGCAACCGGCUCUCCGAGAACCUGCGCGGCGACGAAGUGCAGCGAGAGUCGCUUUGGUCGCAGAUCAGCAAGAUCUGCCAAAGUGGGCAUUGCGACGUUCUGCUUCACCUCGGUGACCAAGUGUAUACUCGAGACAACCCGGCCUGGAAAGGCGAGGCGGAGGCCCUUUGCGAGCGAGCUGCCCUGAUGACGCCAGGCGAUGACGAGAGGCAAAGCCUGGAGUUGGAGGCAGCUAGAUGCUUGCAGCAGGCCUACCGCCAGACUUGGACGUACCCUCUGACAGCAGUUGCUCUGGCGAAUACCGCCAAUCUCAUGCAGUGGAGUGACAACGACGUCUUGAACGAUUUCAACACGUCCGACUACAGGACAUACCAGCCGGCCCUUGUUCAGCGAGCGAUGGGGGUCUAUCGGAUGUACCAGCGACAGCUCUGGGAUGUCAGCUAUGGACAAGGCGAUCCGCCUGCGGAGACUACUCCGGUGGAGGAGUGGCAUUUCCACAGGCUCGGCUCGGUGGGCAUCUUCAUGUUUGACCUGAGAGGGAACAGGAUAAAUGCUGAUGGCACUCGCCGUAGCGCAAGCCUUCUUUCGGACAAGCAGAAGAAGGCCGUGGAAGAGAUUUUCCAUCGCCCGGAGCUGCGUUGUAUCAUACUCUGCUCGGAGCUGCCUUAUGUUUGGGAGCGCCCGGAGAUUAUUCGCUCGAAGGCAGCGCGCUUGGGCUUUCUGAAGGACCACUGGCCCUACAACCUGAGCGAGCUGACCUGGCUUCUUGACCUCUGCUUUGAGUGGAAGGCAGCCUCCUCGAAACGCGACGUCCUGCUUUUGGGUGGCGAUCUCCACGUCUCCGUGUACUCGGUGAUUUAUGACGAAGCCACCGGCAGCGUGAUCCGGAGUGUCACCACCAGCCCGGUGGCCAACCACGUGAGUCGCUUCUACGCGAGCUUGGAGGGCCGGAUCUCCGACAGAUACAGCUACCGCCACGAGCCGCUGCCGGAGUCGAAGACCUUCUGCAAGAUCGAGAUUGCCCUGUCCGACGUCUCCUGCGACGUAAAGGCGGAGCUUGUCUCGCAGAUCGCGGUGAAGCAAUCCGGGCCGUUCAGACGUCUCAACACAUGGAACUGA
Messenger RNA from Symbiodinium sp. CCMP2592, 1563 nucleotides. The record is from the annotation of a GenBank genome assembly. Lineage: Eukaryota; Dinophyceae; Suessiales; Symbiodiniaceae.